UUGAAACCACGCAUUCUCAAUUCAGACGGGUCCUCUUGCGUGUGUACAGGAAGAAAAUUACACACUUUAGGGCAUAAUAUAUACACGAAAAACUGGAACUUAAACAUCAUCCUUCAACGGCAUCUUUAAUUGUAUCAAGCCGACUCAGUCAUGUAUGAAGUCGAUACAGUAUCGUUGAGGCAACGCCAACCAAGAUCAAGAUGGCUGCUGACGCUUUGGGCUAUCUUGGUCAACUUGUUGUGCGUUUGUCCAUCGCAAAAUGAGCUGCUCCUUCGGACGGUUGCCUACCCUUAUCCAUUGAGUUUCAACAUCACACAAAUAAACGGUUCAUCCAUGACCAAUGUAUUGUCAACCACUGACAACUUUUACCGCACUCUAACUUUGCACGAUGGGAAACUUUUCGUUGGCGGGAGAUCUCAGCUGUUCUCAGUCUCAACGGAAAAUCUCUCGCUUGAUAAUGACACUGUGACUGGUUUUCCCGAUUCGACGAAUCAUGUUAAUAAUUACGUCACAGUUAUUCAACCAAUCGGAGCUAACCUGUUGGAGUGCGGAACCCACGCCGUGUCUAAUAGCGGGAGACCGUAUUGCGUGAUACGUUCGGCUCAAAAUUUGUCAGAUGCAGGAAGCCUGACGGAACAAAACACGGAUGCGUUCAUCACAGGUUUCACCUUCGAUCAAAACACCAGCCUACUCGUAGAUGGCAUAGAUGGACCUAAUUUUCAUGUAUAUACAGGUAGCAAACUGGAUGUGAAUGAACCACACUUAGCAAAAGUACUCUUCCAAGUAGGCGAAAAUGGACUGGACUUCACCAUUUCAAAAACCUUGGAUUCCACUAAUGACAACUCAUAUUUGGAUGAGCCACAGUUUGUAGGCGAACCGAUUGACUACAAUGGAAGAAUUUACUUUUUCUUUCGUGAGUAUGCGGUGGAGCACAUAAAUGGUGGUAGAAUUGUGUUUUCAAGAGUUGCAAGAGUUUGCAAGAACGAAACCGGAGGCAAAUCUUUCACUAACUUCGAGUAUAAAUUCGUCACGUUUGGAAAGGCUCGCCUCACUUGCUAUGUAGCGGGCACCUAUGAGUUUUACUACAACGAUAUCCAGGAUGUAUACCAGUCAAACACUGAUGCAAACGUGGUAUAUGCCAUUUUCACAGCUGAACGUGGUGUACAGAGCUCUGCCCUGUGCGCAUAUCGUCUCGACGAAUUAGACGAACUUUUCUUCAGCAGUCAGUACCGAGCUCCGAGAGAUGGGCAGUUUGGAAACCUAUGGGCUCCAGUGCCAGUGUCAGAUGAACCUUUUACGUCAAGAGAGCAACACUGUCCAUCGGUGGACACUCAAACGUAUUCAACAAUGGAGCUCUUAAACAUCAAGACAUUCACUUUAUUAUUGGAUGAGGUGGCUGAUAAUAAACUUCACUAUGAGAGCAAGGGAUCGGCGUUGAGUAACCCCCUUCUCAUCUCGACAGAAGAACGCUUCUCUCAGAUCAUUGUUGACAACUCGAAUUGUACCGACUCGAUAGAUGUAUUUUAUGUUGGAACAGAGAACGGAACUGUGCUGAAGGCAUAUCUGAAUGAAGAUCGGUCCGAAGCUUUGGUUGUAGAAGAGAUCAGUUUAAACACCGAUGGAGUCAAGCCUGUCCUCACAAUGGUAAAGAGUGACACGGAACAAGCCGUGUUUGUUGGGACCGACUCCAGGGUGUACAAAAUACCCUUCGUGCAUUGCUGUGACUACAUCCUCAGAAAUCUGUCUGAUGCCGGAGAUCCAUACUGCAAAUCAAUAGUGACGGGUGACUGGCAGCAAGAUUUGUCAAGUUGCUCUGGGGAAACCAUGUUUGAAACGAUCACAAUUCACAAGGCACCAUCAGAUCUUACCCGUGCAACUAAUAUUACCAACCAGCCUGUUCGCGCGUUCCUCACCGCCGAAGCAGGGAGAAACCUUCGAUUCGUCGGUUUGGACUGCGUGAGUUGUUCAACCAUGCAGCUAUACACAAACUUGUCCAAGUCAGUUUCCGCUGACGGAACCGAGUUUCUGUUCGUAACCAUCGAUGCCUCAGCUUCAAAUGAAUCGAUGAAGUACUCCAUCAGUGUCGCGCUUGAUAAUGGUGUUGUUGAAACAAGAAGCUUUGCAGUGGCUAUAGAUCGAUCAGCUAAAUUCAAUGCGACAGAGGGAGAAUUAAAGGAAAUUGCAUGCUUCGACGACAAUGUUGCUUCGUACCAGUUUCGUCGGGACGAAUGGCUGAAAAAAGUAGGUGAGGCGUGUGAGCUGGAGAAUGUGGGCAUAUGUACAGAGGGAGAUGCUAACUGUCCAUAAUUAAUAUAAUUAAUUAUACUUUAUUCAUAUAUAUUGCUCAAACUUUUCUUGUUUGUUUUUGUUUGGCUAUACAGUUGGUUAUUCUUUAAAAGAAAAGUAUACCUUUAUUUUUUGGAAC
Molecule: messenger RNA, 2425 nt
Organism: Asterias rubens (European starfish)
Lineage: Eukaryota; Metazoa; Echinodermata; Asteroidea; Forcipulatida; Asteriidae
Product: semaphorin-2A-like
Exons: 18
Coding region: 151-2307 (718 amino acids)
Biological process (GO): positive regulation of cell migration; semaphorin-plexin signaling pathway; negative regulation of axon extension involved in axon guidance
Molecular function (GO): semaphorin receptor binding; chemorepellent activity
Source: RefSeq, a predicted model, not a curated record